Molecule: messenger RNA, 819 nt
Organism: Otolemur garnettii (small-eared galago)
Lineage: Eukaryota; Metazoa; Chordata; Mammalia; Primates; Galagidae
Product: STE20/SPS1-related proline-alanine-rich protein kinase
Exons: 9
Coding region: 1-819 (272 amino acids)
Biological process (GO): protein phosphorylation
Molecular function (GO): ATP binding; protein kinase activity
Source: RefSeq, a predicted model, not a curated record
AUGGUGGUGGUGGUGGUGGUGGUGGUGGUGGUGGUGUCUGUGCUCAUUUGCAGUGGAGCUACUGCUGUGGUUCAGGCUGCCCUGUGCAAACCCAGGCAAGAACGGGUAGCGAUAAAGCGGAUCAACUUGGAAAAAUGUCAGACCAGUAUGGAUGAACUAUUAAAAGAAAUUCAAGCCAUGAGUCAGUGCAGCCAUCCAAAUGUCGUGACCUAUUACACCUCUUUUGUGGUCAAAGAUGAACUCUGGCUGGUCAUGAAGUUACUAAGUGGAGGUUCAAUGUUGGAUAUCAUAAAAUACAUCGUCAACCGAGGAGAACACAAGAAUGGAGUUCUGGAAGAGGCAAUAAUAGCAACAAUUCUUAAAGAGGUUUUGGAAGGCCUAGACUAUCUGCACAGAAAUGGUCAGAUUCAUAGGGAUUUGAAAGCUGGUAAUAUUCUUCUGGGUGAGGAUGGUUCGGUACAAAUAGCAGAUUUUGGGGUAAGUGCAUUCUUAGCAACGGGGGGUGAUGUUACCCGAAAUAAAGUGAGAAAAACAUUCGUUGGUACCCCAUGUUGGAUGGCCCCUGAAGUCAUGGAACAGGUGAGAGGCUAUGACUUCAAGGCUGACAUGUGGAGUUUUGGAAUAACUGCCAUUGAAUUAGCAACAGGAGCAGCGCCUUAUCACAAAUAUCCUCCUAUGAAAGUGUUAAUGUUGACUUUGCAAAAUGAUCCACCCACUUUAGAAACUGGAGUAGAGGAUAAAGAAAUGAUGAAAAAGUACGGCAAGUCCUUUAGAAAAUUACUUUCACUGUGUCUUCAGAAAGAUCCCUCCAAAAGGUGA